UUACUGGGUUUUUUAACACUGGUUAGUUCGAGUUUUUGUUUAUUCGAUAUAUACAUCAUGCGUUCGGUCCUUAAACAAAUAAACUAAUGUAAUGUGAAGUUUGUAAUUAUUGCCAAUCCACACCCCGUCCAUUCGAUGUUGGAUGUUCCCACGGCAAAAUAACAAAACAAAACCACAGCUCAAUAGAAAUCCAAGAGCUGAGAAUCUCAGACCAUAUAUCACGGAUUUAUACGGUUCAUUAUAAAAAACCCACUCCACAUACGCGAUAGUAUAUAUUUGUAUAUACUUAUAUACUUGGCUUAAGCAAAUGCUAUAUUUGCACAAAACCUUGUGAUAUUAAGGUCAAGAUUUGAGGAGAAAAGUAUACUGAAUUUCAGAUGGCUUCCAAUUCGACGAAGAAAAGCAAAUCCUCUGGUAUGCGCAUAUUGUGGAUACCAGGUCGAAAGUCCCAUCCAAAGGGUCGAUUUAGUGCUACGAAUAAGCAGAUUUCUUAUACAGGACCACAAAAAAAGAGCGAAGUGUGGUCUUUGGGAGGCAGCAAGGCACAGUCCGAGCUGAUUGACUUUCCCUCUCCCGAUCUAUCCGGCAAUCCGCCAUCACCGUCCCUCAGCAUUGUGGCCACAUGUUCGAUGGUUCAAGGUGCUUCAACCAGUGACAGAACAUCCUCUGAUGAUCUGGCCAUCGUUUCAGACACUGCCACUUUACCAGCCACACCCGUGAGCACCAACUCACCAAUCCUGAAUAGUCCACUUUCUGAUACUGGAUCAGCAUCCACACGAGUUAUGACUUCACCCAAUGUUAUUACCACCGUAGUAAUACAGGACUUGCACAAUUUUGUGAGCCCUGAGGAGUUGCCCAAAGUACCAGCUUUGACAGCACAGGAUACCGAGGUGGUGCUAAAUAGUUCUUCGGGAACUACUGCUUCUAUUGCAACGACAUCCUCGUCAAUGGUCAAUCAUAAGCCGGGAUCAUCGCCCCCGGCUUCACAUUCCCAGCAAACAACGCCACAAAAGAGUAGAUAUAAGAAUCACAACAAUAAUCAGGAGGAUAUCAAUUCGAUCGAAAGCAUUUCCAGUUUUCCGAGGUUUCAGAAAAACACCACCGACUUCGAUUGGAUCGAUGAUAUGGUGCAACAGAGAAAUUGCAGUGAAAUGAUGCAUAAAAAUAAACGAAAGAAGUCUAAGAAAGUCGAUAGUCUGGAAGCCGAUCAAUUGGAUGGGAAAAUCUUUGGCUACGACAAUGACAAGGCUAAAUUGAAUGGCAAAGAUGAUGAUAAUGAUGAAAAGGUCGUCAAGUGCUUGUACUACUCUUUAAUGUGCUGCGACUGUACUAUAUCUUGAAUGGAUCGUAAGCCUACAAACGAAUCCACGUCCAUGUAAAAUACCUCUCAGCCACCUAUGUAAAAACAAAUAUAUAUAUAUAUAUAUCUUCGAUUUUUGUAUACUUUAGAAUACGCCGCAACAUAUAAGACAGAAGAAGUAAACAGAAGUAUUAACGAAUUUAUAAUAAUUUACAUACAUGGAACUAACAUUAUGAACAUUCGAAUAAAUGUCAAAAUCCAAAUCCAAGCUACAAUAAUAUUUUGUAACGUUGUCUCGAUUUAAAAUUGAAUGAGUGAUCGAAGUGUAUAUUGAAUAUGUACAUAGAUAUUUUCUAUUUUUGUAAAUAAAAUAUUUUCUACCGGAACUUUAUAUUAAACUGGAAAAUAAAGACAUUCUUUGAGGUCGA
Drosophila eugracilis is the source of this 1728-nucleotide messenger RNA. RefSeq lists its product as uncharacterized. The record is from RefSeq and is a predicted model, not a curated record. The transcript has 5 exons. The coding region runs from base 378 to 1340 and encodes 320 amino acids. NCBI's taxonomy places the organism in Eukaryota, Metazoa, Arthropoda, Insecta, Diptera, Drosophilidae.